Messenger RNA from Eriocheir sinensis (Chinese mitten crab), 4015 nucleotides. It is a transcript of the gene Mcm10, whose product is annotated as protein MCM10 homolog. The record is from RefSeq and is a predicted model, not a curated record. Lineage: Eukaryota; Metazoa; Arthropoda; Malacostraca; Decapoda; Varunidae. The transcript has 13 exons. Gene Ontology annotation, biological process: DNA replication; DNA replication initiation. Gene Ontology annotation, cellular component: nucleus; replication fork protection complex. Bases 1 to 2742 code for a protein of 913 amino acids. Gene Ontology annotation, molecular function: DNA replication origin binding; single-stranded DNA binding.
AUGGCUGACCCGUGCAGUGAUGCUGAGAUGGGUGAUGCUGAUGAUCUUGACCUGGACACACUCGUCAUGAUGCUGGAUGGAGAAGUCACGGAGGAACCAGAGUGCCAGGCGUCAACCAACCCUGAUCCCUCCAUUGCAGAAGAGCUGGGCCUUGUGUUAUCAGAUGAGGAGGAAGAGGAAGCAGCGAGUCAACCACCAACAUCAAAUAGUUCUUUCUCAUCAUUUAGUGCGGCCUUCUCCAAGACCAAACCUUCUAAUAAGCAGACAAAGGAGAACAAUGAUGCUGAAGUUGUCGACCCUCUUGAGUCUGAGCUUCGGGAAAUGGAGGCACGUGUCAAGCUGCUACAGGAAUCACUUGCCAAAAAGAAAAGACUACAAGGCAAAACUGCCACUAGAUUUACUAAACUUACCACUACAUCUGGAACGGAAAAGAAAACCACAAGUCGAGUCCUCUCAGCUAGAGAAGAAGCAAAACUGCAUAAAAGACUUAAGAGGGGAAGCGAACUGCACUCUGGAGAAACCGAUUCAGAGGAUGAGGAGGAUAACCGUAACCCCAUGGAACAGCGCUACAACACCGAUGGGCAGGACAUAAAACGCAGGAUCGCUCAUGAGUCUCAAAGCAAAAGAAUUGAUAGGGUUGGCCAGGACAUAAAUCGUAGGAUUGCUCAAGAGUCUCAAAGCAAAAAAAUUGAAAGGGUAGACAAAGCUCCAACUAUCAAUGGGAGCGCUACAGAGAAGACAGGAUGGAAGACCACGGACAGAGCGCUGGUCAACCUUGCAAGAGCUGGCAGUACAUCCUCACAAGACACGGAUAAAAAUGUUACUCUGGAUGCGUACUCAGGAAUUAGAAUCGUAAACCCUCUUGUGUCCCAGGAGGCAAUGAGGGAAAGGAUGGAAACAAGGAAAAUGGUGCGCUUGUCCACCAUUACUUUGCACCUGCGCAAUGGGGAAAUUGAAGGUGAUUGGGCAACCAUUGGGGUUCUUGUGUCCAAAAGCAACCCCAAGGUGUCUCAAAAGGGUUCUCAGUACUCCAUCUGGAAGCUGAGUGACCUUUCAGACUGCACCAAGACAGCUGCACUCUUCCUCUUUGGCGGGUCCCACAAGUCCCUCUGGAAGCAUAGUAUUGGCACCGUUUUUGGCAUCCUCAAUCCCAAUAUUUUAAAAGAAAAGCGCAGCGAAGGAUUCUCCGACAUUAUUUCUUUGUCCAUCUUUGAGCCCCAGCGGGUGAUGGUGAUGGGCUCCUCCAAGGACCUGGGCUGGUGCAAGGGAACGACAAAGAUGAACGAACCCUGUCGGCAGUUUGUGAACAAGUCUUCCUGCGAGUUUUGUGUCUACCACAUUCAACGCGAGUACCAGAAGUCAUCCUCCAAGCGGUCAGACCUGCAGAGUACUUUUUCUCGUGUGGAUCCCAAGCGACGUCUGCAGGAAAGAGUGCUGGGCAAAGACCAAGUGUUUUAUGGGGGGCAGUUAUACACCUCUCCUGCAGUCAAGCCGCCUCCCAAGCAGCCCAAAGCCAACCGAGCCAAGGACUUAGCCACCCUGAACUCCCUCAAGAUAAAAAUGAAAGCAGAGGAAUUGAAGGCCAAAGACAUCGCGGCCAUUCCCAUUCCCAAGCACUUGAGUGAAGGAGAAGCCUCAGCUGUUAAGGAUGUGGUCCAAACGAAUGAGUUCCUGGGCGAAAAGUUGUUGGCUCCCUCACCUGGUGCUCGAAAUCUCCUGAAGCACAUGGUCAAGGAGGACACCAAGAAGAAGGUGGAAUCCGGGGCCAUCCGCAGCGUGUCGGCAAAGGAGUUGCUGACCAUGACACACCAGAGUAUGGUGGCCAUGAGGAAGCAGCAACAGGAGAACAUCAAAAGGAAAUCAGGCGGGCACCCUUCACCACCAUCAAUGAGUCAGCCGUCAGCACCACAGAAAUCAGGCGGCCGCCCUUCACUGUCAUCACUAAGUCGGCCGUUAGCGCCACAGCUGGCACGGGGAGUUCAGCCAGGAGGAGAGGUUAACCUUGACAUCUUCUCUCCUCCCUCUGCUAGACAGCUCGACCCUGCCAAGGCAAAAGCACUGGCACUGGUCCAGAGGAAGGGAGGCAUUCAAGCUGCAGAUCCAAAUGCUGUUAGAAAUAAGGAGAAGGCGGUGCUUCCAGAGUUUAAGAACAAAAUCCAAAAGCGUCUCAACACAGAUGAUGAUGGGGUGGACUCAGCUGUUAAGAAAUCAAGACUAAGUGAAGAUAUGAAGAAUGGCACACUUCGGAACAGCCUCGGUGCAUUGAACACAAAUUCAGAUAAAUUUAAGGACAUGAUGGAGAAGAAGUCUCGCCACAGCAAUCUUGUUGACGUGGUGGAGAAUGAAGCCAUGGAAAAGUACUACCAAGGGCUGGAAAAGAAGGAGAUGAUGGAGGAGAAACUUUCCUCCAUCAUGGAGAUCACCAUCACUGCUCACGUGUGCUUCAAGUGCAAGUACAUGUCUGAGAGGGUCUCGGAGCUGUGUAAAGAAGAGAAUCAUGACUUGAAGACUAUUAAAGCCAAAAAGAGAUUUUUUGAAUGCAGAAACUGCAAGCAACGCACCUCUGCCUUGGACAAGCUCCCCAGGAAGUCAUGUGGUAACUGUGACCAUAACUCCUGGUGCCGUGUUCCCAUGGGCAAGAUCAAGAAGGGACCAAAGCUAGACUCGGAAAUACUCAGCCUAAGAGGGGACGAACUGAAGCAUUACAGCGGCAGCAGCGCUCAAAUAUACCUACACGUUUGAAUGUGUUCUUAGGAGUGAUUUUUUUCUUUUAUAUAUAUAAAUAACUUUUUUAGCAAACAGUUUUAAAUCAUUAAUCUGGAUGGAUGUAUUUUCUUUAUGGUGCCAUCAUAUGACAAUUUAUUAAAAUGUAAUAUCACAAGGAGUCAUUUUUUACACAUAUUAAUUUAAGUUCGGCCUGCAGAUGGGUUGAAAUUUCUAAGCGGUCAUUCCUUAGACUACAAUAAGAUGUUAUCAAGUGUUACUUCAGACACCAUAUUGAUAAUUCUCUGGCAAGUGACAACAAUACCCACAGGCAAAACAAAAAAUAUGGAAGUCACACAAAUAUUUACAUUUGGUGUAUUUUCAAACAACACUAAAUUAACAAGCAAAAAGCAAGCUGAUAAAAAGCUUAGUUUUGUGGAAAAAAAUAAGAUGAAUUAUGAAGUGGUUAGUGUGAUUAAAGCAGGUCAUGAGUGUAAGCCAGUGCUGCGUGGUGCCAUGUUUCAUUCCUUCCCUUACCUUUGGCCUUGGCGUGGAUCAAAAAUUCUGGGAAAAAGGACGACCUAUGACAUCCAAGUUGCAAGUUUGCCUUCCACAUAUUUUGUGAAUACCCUUUCUUUGCCCAACCAAUCAGCAGGUGAAUAGACUCUUAUGCUACUAAUUCAUAUUCAUAGCCAUGUUUCCUAGCCACAACACCAUGGAAGCACUACACCACGUCUUCCAAGCAGGAAAUUAUAUUUGAGUAGACUCUUGAACCACUAACUUACAUACAAAUAAUUUUUAAAGCUGGCUGCAUCAGGUACACGGCUGAUCAAGCUAGUCUAGGUGUGCUACAGUUUUGUGGGGCUUGUCAGGUCCAUUAUAAUCACUAAUAUUUACAAAAUGCUUUUACUGAAAAGGGAAAUUAACAUUUUUCAAGCAUUUCUCAAUCCUCCAUGGCAUUUUAUGAAGUCCAGCCAGCUACCUCAAGAUAAGAAUAUUGAAAUAUUCAAGCAAGGGUUGAAAACUAUAUUGAUAUUCUUGAAGGAAAACACAGCAGUCAGCUAGUAUUCCAAAUAUUACUAUGGAAAAGAAGUAAACUCGUCAGAUUAUAGCACAUGAUGAUGAUAAGGUUAUUCAGUUUAACAACUCAUUAUGCUAUAAUCACAUGAUGCCCGGGAUCAUUAUUCCAACAACCUCAUAGGAAAGUGACAUACUAAUAAAACUAAUUUUUCACAAUUCUCCACAUUGGUAAGACUUAUGAAUGCAAACUUUUCAGUUUUCAUAUAUAUAUAUAUAUAUAUAUAUAUAUAUA